UUCUUGCUAACUAUAUCGUCGCUGAACAUGCAUUAAGCUGGCGGAGUAAACCUUUAAGUGUAUUUCUCUCUUUUUUUCUUGAUAUCUGAGGGAAAAAAUGCCAGAAUACGAGCUAGCCUUGAUAGCCAAACGCCUAACAAAGGAGGGUUUUUCUUCCAUGCUUCGUCGGACAGCUUUAUUCAUUAUAAACGAGGGAGGUGUUGUUAAGAAAAUGGAAAAUCUUGGAGAGCAAGAGCUGCCUCACAGAAUGAGAGCGCAUCAUGAAUGGAAUACGCAUGGAAGAUACUUCUUAAUAAACUUUAUCUUGGGAGCAGAUGGAGUCAAACAACUGAAACGUGAGCUGGAAACAGACUUAGACCUCAUUCGGCCAAGAUUAGUGAAAGUUAGAAGCUGCUAUGAACCAAAGAAAAAGCCACUUAACACUAUAGAAUGUUGGAACAGUUACAGACCUCCUUACAACACAUAGUUACAGCAUUUGUGCUUGUACACACUCACAUACAAAUAUCAGAGGAGUUUCUUCAGGUGUUCAUUUCUUAAUUGAAAUUUGCAUUCAUUCUUGGGAGUACUGUUGAUUGGUGUAAAUUUUGACAUUCCAGUGAAGUGUUUCAUUGUAAAAAUGAGUCAAAUUUAAAGAAAGGACUAAGACGUAAGCUUGAAAGGGGUAAUUGGUGGGGUCGGUGACAAUCAAUGGUUUUGAGAGUCUGGAUUCUAAAUCGUUUCACUUCCAAUAUCCAAAAACCAUUUCCCUGUCUGUUGUACACUUCUUGAUUUUUAAGUUUUGAGAAUUUGUUGUAAAACUAGACAUAGUCCCUUGGUUGAUAUUUUUCUAUCUUUUUGUGACCUCUCAGCAUGAGAAUUAAUACAUAUUGUAGGAAGAAAUUUCUUUUUGGUUGCUGCUACUUUUAGGAGUGAAAGGGUUAAAUAGAAUUAAGGCUGAAAAUUUUACUCUUUCACCUGUGACAUGUUUUGCUAUAUGAUGCUAGAUUUUCAUUCCUGGGUGUUCAGACCUUUUUUCUUAAAUGAUACCCAAGCAGGAAAUCAGUUUUGCCAUCUUAUGGAUACAAAUGAAAUAUUUGAAAAGAAUAUACAGAAAACCUCUAAGGAAGCUUGGAAGUGACAAGCAUGUGAAACUUUUUUCAUGUUAUAAUAUUUGCUUGCACAUGAAAAUAAAUCAUACAUGUAUACCCCUUAUAGGGAAAUAAAGUAGUCUU
This is a messenger RNA of Pocillopora damicornis (cauliflower coral), 1211 nucleotides long. Its product is annotated as small ribosomal subunit protein bS6m. Gene Ontology annotation, biological process: translation. Gene Ontology annotation, cellular component: mitochondrial small ribosomal subunit; ribosome. Gene Ontology annotation, molecular function: small ribosomal subunit rRNA binding; structural constituent of ribosome. Lineage: Eukaryota; Metazoa; Cnidaria; Anthozoa; Scleractinia; Pocilloporidae. The record is from RefSeq and is a predicted model, not a curated record.